GUUUGAUCCGUGAAUCGUAUAAAGGUGGAGAGCCGCCCAGCUUUCCAUGAUCUGCAAUCUCUAUACCAAGUACACCCACAUCCUCCAUAUUCCAUCAAAUCCAAAACGCACAGGAGCAACACAGCAUCGUCACGGAUACAUCCUAGCAUCCUGACAUGUCACUCAACUCCUUCCGAGAUGCCAUUGGGCACGUCGAGAAUGCGAUAUAUAUGAUGAAGGGAAAGAGACAAGAGGACCAGAGCGACGGCAUGGCAUACGGAAACAACUACCACCCUCAAAGUCACAACUCAGCAUCUAUCCCGCCUCAACACCCCCCACCACCCCAGAACUACGGUCAUCCACCAUACUCACCGCCCAACGGCUGGUCACAACACUGGGACCAAGGAAGCCAACGCUACUACUACAUCGAGCAGGCCACUGGCCGUUCACAGUGGGAACCACCAGCAAACCAAUUCCAUCAGCCCCCGAGACCAACAUCAUCACAUCAACAACGAUACUCGGGUGAACAGAUGCGGGGUAGUGGAUCAGGGGAAUACAACAGUCAACACUUGAGGCCACAUAGCAACUCGAAUGCGUCGCAGAUGUCGAGUAACGGGAGUCCGCUUCCGAGAGCGAUGUCAAUCCCUCCAGGAUACUCGCUCGACACAAAGACAGGUCAGCUUGUCAACACCAUGCUGCCACCUACUGGUCACCACAGUGCGCCUGUCAAGUAUUGGUGAAUGAAAAGAAACAAAAGACAGAGGAACUACGUACAUGCGAAACUCACGCCGAUGUCAGCCUUCUGAGAGGCUUGACCGUAGAGGCCAAGACACACAAAUGAAGGCGGGGCCUCGAGCUCGCGUGGACAGCAAAGCUUCAGUCGAAGGGAGUGCCGCACCAGGCCUGCCUCAUGGAUAUCGACCUAUUAGCGCCCAGUUAUGGCCUGACUUCAGUAGCAUAUCCGUAGUUUAGAGUUGAUAGAGGCUCGGAGGGAGGUAAACGAAGCCUACGUCAACGUGCGGGUCAUCAGUUAUCGAUGCGAUAAAAAUACAUACUAUAACUCCGUGUUCCAUUGUCUAGUCUUCCACUAAGCGGGACUGGGUUUCGAAGGCCCUGAGAUUCAUCUCUACCACCUCCUUUGGAAGUCAAGUCGCAGACUUCGAGACAAAUAAAUCCAUCCUUGCCUGCGAGU
Didymella exigua CBS 183.55 is the source of this 1171-nucleotide messenger RNA. RefSeq lists its product as uncharacterized. The transcript has a single exon. The record is from RefSeq and is a predicted model, not a curated record. The coding region runs from base 156 to 719 and encodes 187 amino acids. Gene Ontology annotation, molecular function: protein binding. Lineage: Eukaryota; Fungi; Ascomycota; Dothideomycetes; Pleosporales; Didymellaceae.